Pistacia vera is the source of this 1206-nucleotide messenger RNA. RefSeq names its product WAT1-related protein At1g43650. Lineage: Eukaryota; Viridiplantae; Streptophyta; Magnoliopsida; Sapindales; Anacardiaceae. Gene Ontology annotation, molecular function: transmembrane transporter activity. The record is from RefSeq and is a predicted model, not a curated record. Gene Ontology annotation, cellular component: plasma membrane. The transcript is spliced from 7 exons. The coding region runs from base 89 to 1177 and encodes 362 amino acids.
UCUAUAUAUUGAGGUGCUUCUGAUCAGUCUAAACAAUACAAAUUAAAUUAUCCCACUUGAGGCCGAAAAAAUUCAAUAGUGCAACAAUAUGAAGAGUUUAAUUUUCUGUAAUAAUGUAUUGAUCUCGGAGAAUCAUAAGCCUUACAUUGCCAUGCUGCUUGUUCAGUUAAUUUAUGCAGGCAUGGCCUUGUUCUCCAAGGCAGCAGUUGCUCAAGGAAUGAACCCUUUCGUGUUCGUUGUUUAUCGACAAGCUUUCGCUUCUCUCGCCUUAGCUCCAUUUGCUUUCUUUCUUGAAAGUAAGAAGACUUCUCCUUUAUCAUACUACUUGCUCUGCAAGAUUUUCUUGAUUUCCUUGUUUGGGCUUACUCUAAGUUUAAAUCUCUACUAUGUUGCAAUCAACUAUACUACAGCCACAUUUGCCGCAGCUACCACCAACACAAUUCCUGCCAUUACAUUUGUCUUGGCUGGUCUCUUGGGGAUGGAAAGCAUUCCCAUAAGACAAAGUUAUGGAAUUGCCAAGGUGUUGGGUUCUAUUGUAAGUGUUUCAGGAGCUUUAGUGUUUGCAUUUGUGAAGGGGCCUUCUCUUCCAUUCAUGAAUUGGCAUCCAAACACUCCAGAUUCAUCAUCAAAACAUAGUUCUUUAGGAGAAUGGAUCAAAGGUGCUCUGAUAAUGAUUUCAGCAAACACAGCCUGGUCUUUAUGGCUUGUUUUGCAGGGUCCAAUAAUUAAGCAAUAUCCAGCAAAAUUACGUCUUACCACUCUCCAAUGUUUCUUCAGUUGCAUACAGUCAGCUUUUUGGGCUGUUGCGGCCGAGAGAAAUCCAUCAGCGUGGAAACUUGGAUGGAAUAUCAACCUUCUUUCUGUGGCCUAUUGUGGUGUGAUUGUCAAUGGCAUUACUUAUUGGCUGCAAGUUUGGGCUAUUGAGAAAAAGGGGCCACUUUUCACAGCAAUGUUCACACCAUUUGCUCUUAUUAUAACCGCAAUAUUCUCAGCAUUCUUUUGGAAAGAGACCCUCUACUUGGGAAGUGUUGGUGGGGCUGUUUUGCUGGUUGUUGGUCUCUACAGUGUGUUGUGGGGAAAGAAAAAAGAAGAAGGAAAAAGUGUAACAAAUGACGAAGAAAAUCCUGAAACCAAAGAGGAAACCAUAUUGGAGAGCGCUACUACAACAUACCACUGACUACUCAUUUUAAUCGAUGGGACAUAAAU